UCUGUAUUGAUGGACUGCUACUUGAUGAAAUUUCUCAGCAAGUUCUAUUUCCCUAGAUACGUAUUUGAUCUUCUCAGCCGCCGCUCAAUUUUCUGAAAACCAAACGCACAGUGAUUUACUUGAUAAUAUUCCCCAAAUGAAAGCAUCUAACAUAAUCUCGGAAUAAACUAAACACCAAAAGCUCUGGCAGUGAGUAACAUGGCUUCCUCUGCAAUUAUCCCAAACCCAACUUCUUUCAUUAAGAAGAAGAAUCCUGGUUCUUCAACUUCACAAUGUUCUGUUAACAAAUGCAAGAGCUUCAAGAAAAUUGUAUCAGUUAUAACACCUCAGCAAUCAGAACGCAGGCCUGCCACCACUGGCUUGGUAAAAACUGCAAUGACAUUGACUGAGAAGAUACUGGCACGAGCUUCAGAGAAACCUCAGUUGGUCCCAGGAGAGAAUGCAUGGGUUAAUGUUGAUACAUUGAUGAUCCAUGAUAUUUGUGGCCAUGGCUCCUUUGAUAUCUUCAAGAAAGAAUUUGGCACAGAUGCUAGGGUUUGGGACCGUGAAAAGAUUGUAAUCAUACCUGACCAUUAUAUAUUCACAAGUGAUGAGCGCGCAAAUCGUAAUGUGGAUAUCUUGAGAGAUUUCUCUGUGGAGCAAAAGAUCAAGUACUUCUAUGAUAUUACAGAUCUUAGUAAUUUUAAGGCUAAUCCUGAUUACAAAGGUGUAUGUCAUGUUGCGCUUGCCCAAGAAGGCCAUUGCCGGCCAGGAGAGGUCUUGUUAGGUACAGACUCUCACACCUGCACUGCUGGAGCUUUUGGUCAAUUUGCAACUGGCAUUGGCAUCACUGAUGCCGGCUUCAUAUCGGGCUCAGGGAAGAUCUUGCUCAAGGUGCCUCCAACUCUGAGAUUUGUACUGGAUGGUGAAAUGCCUGAUUAUUUAUUGGCUAAGGAUUUAAUUCUACAAAUAAUUGGUGAAAUAUCUUUGGCUGGUGCUACUUAUAAAUCUAUGGAGUUUAUGGGUACAACCGUUGAAAGCUUAAAUAUGGAAGAGCGAAUGACAUUGUGUAACAUGGUUAUUGAAGCCGGGGGAAAGAAUGGUGUGGUCCCCGCUGAUACUACGACAUUUAAUUAUCUUGAGGAUAAGACAUCUUUGUCCUAUGAACCAGUUUAUAGUGAUGAGCAAGCAAGAUUCCUUUCUGAGUACAGAUUUGAUGUCUCCAAGCUGGAGCCUCUGGUGGCAAAGCCUCAUUCUCCUGAAAAUCGUGCUUUAGCAAGAGAAUGCAAAGAUGUGAAAAUAGACAGAGUAUAUAUUGGAUCUUGUACUGGUGGAAAAAUGGAGGAUUUUCUAGCAGCAGCCAGAGUCUUUCUUGCUUCAGGCAAAAAGGUCAAAGUUCCCACAUUCCUUGUCCCUGCUACCCAAAAGGUUUGGAUGGACUUAUAUACUCUCCCAGUACCAGGAUCUGGUGGCAAGACUUGCUCCAUGAUAUUUGAAGAAGCUGGUUGUGACACACCUGCAAGUCCUGGUUGUGGUGCUUGUAUGGGUGGCCCAAAAGACACUUAUGCACGCUUGAAUGAACCUAAGGUCUGUGUCUCGACAACAAAUAGGAACUUCCCAGGAAGAAUGGGACACAAGGAAGGCCAGAUCUACCUUGCUUCACCAUAUACAGCUGCUGCAUCUGCAUUGACUGGUUAUGUCACUGAUCCAAGAGAGUUUCUGCAGUAGACCAUUAAAGGCUGUAUUUAAUCACUUAAAUAUUUUAUUAUUAGUAUUUUCUACAUCUUAUGAUAUAAGAUUCCUUCAUUCAAGUGUCUUUCUAGAUUGAGCUUAAAUCUCAAGAGUCUCACUGCAUCGAUUCA
Molecule: messenger RNA, 1841 nt
Organism: Mangifera indica (mango)
Lineage: Eukaryota; Viridiplantae; Streptophyta; Magnoliopsida; Sapindales; Anacardiaceae
Product: 3-isopropylmalate dehydratase large subunit, chloroplastic-like
Exons: 15
Coding region: 199-1707 (502 amino acids)
Biological process (GO): amino acid biosynthetic process
Molecular function (GO): 3-isopropylmalate dehydratase activity; 4 iron, 4 sulfur cluster binding
Source: RefSeq, a predicted model, not a curated record